UCUCGCUCUACGCUCUUACCCUGCCUACUCCCGUCUCCACUGUUCAUCAUUUCGUUUUCUUUCGCACCGGAAUUCGUCUCGUCUGUCCUAGGGGAGACGGUGGGAAACCCGUUUUUCUCACUGCCACCCCUUUCCAGUUUUUUCCUCUUUCUGUCCAGAAAAUGCCCCAGGGCAGCCGCGCCACUGUCGAGGGGACCGCGGAUCGCUUUCUGCUUUAGUAUCUCUGCAUUUUUUUGCGGUCUCUGUACUCUUUUUUCACCUCGAAAAAGGACCGCUUGCGAUUCCGCAGUCUACAGGUCACUCACCUUGAGUGCGGCAAACCCACAGCCCGUGGGGGAUGUAGACCAGUCUUGUCUCCUCGCAAUUUUCUCCAGAUCCGGCCGUGCGCUGCAGCAACCGCCAACUACAAAGCUUCGACUCACAUCAGACUCGCAACGGAAGUGAACUGUUCAGGGAUCAAAGACCUGCCUUUCGCGUGUCUGCCCUUCACACGUCCUUCGUGACCGUUCGUUUGUUUCGCCCCUGGGUCGCCGAGGAUUGGGUAGCGUUUCACAACCGGCGAAAGAGAUCGUUCGCCCCGUCACUUGUUAUUUUACUCCGCCGCCCCUAGUUUCGGCGUCUUCUGUUGGUCCGGUUUUACAAGAAACCAAGGCGUUUGGGACCGGCGGCUGUCGAGGCGGCGGGCACUUUCUGUAGAACUUCCUAUGUUUCGACCUUUGUGCCACAAGAGCACGAGAUGUGUGCACUUACCUGGAACUCGACGAAACCGUAGGAGCCCCAAUCUUCGCGUCUGUCUCUGCCCGGUUUGGAUCAGAGAGCCCCCUUAGAAGCUGGUUUCCGAUCAAACAGCGUGAUGGCCAACGACCCUUGUCGAGAUCUCAAAGUCUUACUGUUUUUUUCUCCAUAGGCUUUGUUGUGCUCUCCUCUUUGCGGUGCAUUGUUUUCCAGAAGUAGAAACGCUUUCUUCUGUCGUCAAACGCGCGGGUUCCCUCUUGUCUGCUUCUUGUUCCUCCUCCCCCAAAGCUUUAAAGUGUCUCGAGUGGACUUGUUUCUGGCGUCCGCUCUUGCCUUUUAUCUGCUGUCUCUCGAGCGUUUCCUCACAUCUCUCCGCUAUUCGCCGCCUUUUCUCGCUUCCGUCGAGCGGCAGCUCUACCUUUGGAUACACGCAGCGCAAGAACUUAAAGGUUGUCUGCAGUUGGUGGCCCGUCGUUCUGGCUGUAUGGAUCCAACCAAGAUGCCAGUUCUGCGCGACCUGGGGACUGCGCCCGGCAAAGACGGCAUCUUGCUCGUAGAGAACGCGGUGGGGUCUCAGGAUCAUCAGGCGGGACGCGGCGACGACAGCAACACGACGCGAGCCUCAUACGCCUCAGCGUCUCUGCCUGCGAGGGAACUGUCGACGACGGCGUCUGGGGCGACUACGUCGUCCCUGAAGGCGGACAUAAUGCCCAGUCGCAAAGACGGAGGCGGUUCUCCGCGGGGAGCUGUGGACGCGAUGGAUGCAGAAGACGAUACGCGUUCGAAUGGCUCCGAUAUCCCUUGCCCUCUGUCCGGGGACGGAGAGAAGCCCGAGAGGCAUGACGCGAAGGGCAGCGACGGCGACGGUCGAGACGGGAAGCAAGACCAACGUGGAGCACAGAGCACCCAGGCGGCUGCUGGUGCGUCGCCUUCGGGCGCGUCGGGGAAGCCCGGCCAGGCGGCGGUGACGGGCGAGAAGAGGAAGAAGAAACGCGGAAACAGUAGUCGAGCAGCGGCUCCGGGCGCGGAAGCGAUGGAUGCCUCCCCUCUGUCGGCCAAUGGGUCGGGCUCCAAGGGAGGCAAGGUAGGAGACAAGAGCCCUGCGUCGCCUAGGCAGGCCGGCCAGGCUCGGAGCAUGGGGAGACGCCAGGCAGGCGCCAGCGGCUCGCCUGCGUACCUCAAUGGUCAAAAAAACCGAGUCGCUCUUCCACACCCGCCUUCGCCUCCGUCACCUGGAGGCGUACACGUUCCGCCACCUCCACCCCUGCCCCUCGCCUACGAGAUGCACCUGCACGUUCCCCAGCUGUCUUACCAGCCGAUCCCACCGCCGAGCCCAGCGCCGGUUGUGCCGCCGGAGCCGAGUGAGUUGCCUGCCGCGCUGGAGGCGCUCUUCACUCAGGAAAAUCUUCAGCGAGACCGGUUUUUGGCCACGAAGAUCAAGCCUGGUGACCUCCUUCUCGAUGUGGCCGUUCUUCUCGCGCAUCCGACCGUCGCCGCGUGGAACUUCUCGUCUGAGGACAUCGACGCUGCCCUGGAGCGUUCGCAGCUCACGCUGUCGGAGCGGACGGUCGAGAUAGCAAAGAUCGAAGAGGAGGCGAAGGAGGAAGGUGAGGGAAAGGCGAAGGAAGGAAACGCAGAGGGACAAGCUGAGAAAAAGGCCACUGUCAAGUGCAUUGCCCUCGGAAACCUUCUCGCAGAAACCCGGAACACACUCGUCUUCAGAGACGUCCCAGAGAACCUAAGUGAGGAGACACUCCGCACAUUGAUUGAAAGCGCCCCGCUGUUCCAGAAGAAUACGGAAGAACGCGUCAAGGAGGCGAAGAAGGAGGCGAAGAAAGAAGACAAGGAAAACGCCACGCCGAAACCGGAAGAAACCAAAGCUGUGGGGCCAGUCCGCAGUAUUCGCAGAGAGGUCAACAACACGUGGUUUGUUGUCGUCGAAGACGAAAACGUUGCUCAGGAACUGGCGCUGUGGCUGCGAACUCAACAGAUCGAUGACAAGCCGAUUCGAGUUGGAAUCAAGGCGACUCAUUCCCUGCAGCGUAUCGUUUCGUCGUCUCAGCAGUACACGACGUCUGCUCUGGGGUCCGUUCCCGCUGGCUUCGUUCCGGGCCAGGUGCCGCUAUCUGGCGUCGCGAUGGGGCGAUACGGCGCACAUCCCUUGUCAGGGUAUCCUCACAAGAGGUCCGGAGCGUCUGCCGGUUCCCUUCCGUUGCAAUCUGGGCGUUUUGUGCCUCAGUAUCCGCCGUGCACGCUGCCUUACAACGCCACCGUUUUUGCCUCGCCUGCUCCGCCAUAUGGUCGGAACCAGGUCGUGGCGAUGAGUCCGGGAAACUACGCAGCCUCCGGAGUGGCAACCUCUCGGCCAGCUGGGUAUGACGGGUCUACGCGCUCUCCUGCUCUGCGUCCGUUUGCUGCGCUGGGUCAAACGGGCAAGCGGGAGAAGGGCGCGAGUGGCAAGGGCGGGAAAGGAGCCUCUGCUGGUGCGACACCUCAGGCUGGGGCUCGUGGCGAAGGGAAGUCUUCGUCUCGGAACUCAGCCCACCCGUCUUCCUCUCACUCUUUGAGGGGCACAGCCCCGUACAUGGCAUCUGGGCCGUGGAUACCCUUCGACCUCUCAUGGAGCUCCGCCGGGGCUCCUGUCCCUCCUCCAGGAUGGCAGCCGGGGAGUGUCCUCGCCGGCGAAGUGCCACAGGGUGCGGCGAGUGCGCAGCCCGUGGUAGCCAACGGGAAGGAGGCAGGCUCUGAAAGAGCCGCAUCGCCUGCCGACACCACGCCGUCGUCGGUAGCGGGUGAGACAGCGUGUUCGAGCCCGCCUCCGUCGUCUAUGAGAAACGAUCGCGAAGGUGCAGACAGGGAAGAGAAGGGCGAGACUUCCGCGUGUGCCGAUAGCGACCAGGCUAGAGCCCAGUCUUCCGGAGACGAAAAGGCUUCCGACAAACCCAGUGACGCGGCAGCCUAUCCGCCUGUGAGCCCGUCUGGAAGUCAAACAGCCCCUUGCUCCUGGGUCCCCGGACAACCUUGCUACUACGACCCCGUCAUGCUCUCCUACAACGGAGGCUACCUCCCGGCCUACGACGCGAACGCAGCAGCCACCGCCGCGUAUGGCUGCUGGGCGCAGGGCGGCCCCCUCGCGGGCACGAUCGCCGUGGCCCCCAGCGGCGGGGACAGCCCGACCGGACUUCCAGGGACGGGGCGGGGAGGCGGCAAUGCGGGUCGCUCUCGCAGCUCUGGAUCAGGAGCGGGUGGAGGCGGCGCCUCUGCGGCUGCCAGGAAACCCUCGACCACUCAGUAUACCGCGCAGCAAUCGAACAAUUGGACGCAGCAGACUCAGGCAGCUGCCAAUUCAGGUGGAUGGAAGUUGGUCACUGGCCGCCGAGGCAAGGCAAUCAAGGACGAAGAUUGGAACGCGGGACCGCGUUCUUCUGCCGGGGACGACCAUGAAGGACAUGGCGGAUCCUCGUCAUCCUCGCGGUCCCAUCACCAUGGAAACAACUGGAGUUCAUUGGAACAGGGAUCGGGUGCCUCUUGCCGUAAAUCCAGAGGAGUGGGGUCAGCCAUGUCAUCACCGCGUACGUCAGGGGCGCCGUUCCUUGGAGGCGGUGAUUUCCCUUCACUCAGUGCCGCAGCGAAUGCGCGACCUACGAAACCGUGCGGCUACAAGAAAGCUUUUAGGAAUUUCACGGCUGCCGAGGUGGUCGACAUCUGCAGCAACUACGAGGCGACAUGUCCUAAUGGCAUCGAGAUUCCACAAGACAUCCGGGAUCUCCCGCAAACUGGGUGCUUCUUGGCGCUUGAUACACCCAGACAGGGUGCCGCGUGCUGGACAGCCUUCACAGCUCGUCAGCGUCAAAAGGAUGCCCCUUCGUCUUUGCCGGACUCCUCUGGCAACGCAGGAGGCUCGAAAAACGGAGGAAAGGCAAAUAAGAAAAAUGCGAAGCAGAACACAGGCUUGGCAAGCAAGACCGAAGAAGGCCAUGCGGCUGACGGGAAAAAGGGAGAGGCUUCAAAGUCGCCACCUAAAGGCGAUUCCACGGAACCGGUGGCGGAUCCUGCAGCGAAGGAGAAGAAUGGAGCGAACUCGUCGUCUGAAGCCAGCGUUCAAGGUCAAGACGUCUUUUGCCUUUUGCGGACUCGCCAGAAUGAAGCGGAACGUGGACAAGAGAAGUCGCUGAAUGGUGUCAAAGGGUCAGAGACAGCCUAGAAUACGGCUGCCUGUAUUACUGUGAAGGGGAGGUGGAGCCUGUCGCGGCGUGCAACGACACACACUUGAUGGUGACGAUAGGCCGGAAACUUGGAAUUUGACAUGCUUUUGGCGUCUCGCGGUAUCGCAAAUCACUCCUUAUCAACGGCUCGGCGAAGGUGAUGCGUUGGUCUUGGACUUUUCAGGAUACAAGCAACUGCUUUGUGUGUCCAAGAGCUUUUUUGAGCGAGACCGGGGUUGUCCUCCACAAAAACGGGACAGAAUGGCGUGAAAACGACUCUUUCUGGCGCUACCAUGUUUGUGGAUGCUUCUUAUUUAGAAAUCAUCUGUUCCAUUUUUUCGCUGAACAAAUCAGCUCUCACACAUUCCUCGUGUUUGCGCAAACUGUGGGAGAGGUGAGUUGUUCUCUGGCGAAGAUGUUGAAAUUCUUGCGUGUCGUCGUGAUCACCUUUUGCGCGAAGUCCACUGUUAGUCGGGGUUUGACCAAAGCGCAUUUUCACUGGGAGAAGUGAGGGGGGUUUGGUUGGUUUUUCCGGUAGCUGUAGAAGUGAAGGCAGAAUUGUGAAUCAACGUGUGCGUGCUGAUUCAACGGGACUACGCUGGGUCGCCUAAAAAGGAAGCAACAGUUUUUUUUUGUUUCGUAUUUCUGUUAGGGUUUCGUCAAGGUGAUGUGGUUCAGUGGAGGACAAACGCCACUCAUCCCGUGGAGAAUCGGACGAAUUGCUUGUCUGUAUUGCCUCAUUUGUAGAUGUGAUCUAGCCGCUUCAGAACGAAACGGAAAAUGCAUGGAGGCUCAGAAAGCGAGUCGCGUAGGCCACUCUGUCGCAGACAAGUGUGUUUCUUGACCAGAUAUGGGAAGUGUGGAGACGGUAUAUCGUGUCAGGCGGUUAAGGACGAUGGAGGAAAGAGGACAAAGAACAAGCUAGUCGACUGGAUGGACUGUAGGAGGCAGAUAGCGUUUCCCUUUUAUCAAUGAACAACUUGACACUAGCAGUGUUUUGAGAGACGAGGCGCGUCCGAUGACAGCAGGCACGCGUUCAAGACAUAUGCGGCUGUGUCUCUGGAAUAUCGGGAAAGAUUCGCGAACAAGCGAAACCGUGGAAGAUCUCAAACGGCACCAAGAGUGCCUUGUGUUUUGUGCGGUUUCGCCAGUAUCGCCAAUAUGCAUUUCCUUACAAGUUGGGAAACCGCAGCAGGCUAGUGGAGAAAGGCGCUUGUAUACAGCAGAAAACCGAAGAAGAGGUUUUUAUGAGUUACCGUGUGUGCUGGUUCGUGUUAAGGUGCGUGCACGUAUAUAUCCAACUCUAGGAAAGCUCUAUUUUCGCAGUUGCGGUGUGGAAACAUACACGUACAAAUGUGCAUGUGCGACGUGUAUGGUUGUUGUCUCUACAGGAAAGACCCGUACAGUAAAUACGUUCCUGUGCAUUAUAUGUGUAUAACUGUAGAUAGUGGUGGUUUGCGAAUGGAAGAGAGAAGUUUUGUUCCGUGAGCAUUUUCCAAGGCAGUGGUUGUCGGACCCGAAAAGAAACACCGUUUUUUGAGAGUAGAAAUGUGUUGGUAAGAAGCUUCGCUGGGAGCAGCGGACGAGAAGUGGGCAAGCUGGAAAGUGGUUCUCUCCUCCAUGUCAGAGCAGAGACGAGCGCGUUGUGCUUCUCACGAUGGGGCUGAACUGCCGAGAGACAUAUGACUCCAUAGUGAAGGAUUGGCGAUCUAUGAACACCGUAUUUUGGAUGGACCAUGUGUGGAAAUCAUGCGCUAGAGAGCCAUUUCGUCACAAGAAAGUCAGAAAAAAUGUGUGGUGUCUCCGUUGUAGUAAAGAGUAACUUACAGGGACAUAUGUACAGUAACGACGGGCGUUGCAUUGUUGCCGUUCGCAAGGAAAGUUCAAUAUACCUCAUAUCGGGCGGUGUUUCCCCUGUGUAGCAUUCGAGGAACAAAGCGGUGAAAAAGACCGAGAGAAGUCCUGUUUUGAAAGAUCGAAAGGGUCAGCUAAUAAAGAGGGCAACUGGUGUAGUGGACUCGGGCCAUCGCGACAGGGCCGCAGCAAAAGUAGAUGAAGCCAUUCAAUGUAGAAGUUUACGUCUUUUUCGGAAAAGAGUUUCGCCCAAAAACACGAAUUGCUAAAACGCCACGAAAAAAGGGAUCGUGUACAACAGGAAAAUAUCGUGAGAAAGGGGACGAAAGCCAAACCGUCAAGAACUACUUUUUCUAGAGUGUUGACACUCGCUUGGUAAUUUCUCCGCCGGAUUUGCGUCGACGGCUUUGUCGCUUUGCUUCCUCUCUUGAAUACACCACUACAUGUUUGUCCUCUGUACUUUCUUACUGGUUGGCAACGGCUUGCCUCUCCCCUGGAAACUGUGCAUAAAGAAUCUCUCACCUUUAUAUAAAAAUGCAUGCUCUCGUGCGUGGAGUGUCUAUUCGCCUGUGCCGCAAAUGACUCCACUGGAGAUAGAAACUUUUGAAUGCGUCUACAAGUCUGUACAUGCGUAGACCAUGCUGGAGGAGAGAGUGAGAGGGGAUAGACAUGCACGAUUCCACAAAAGACCUGUUCGUCACCGAAAGCCAAACAUUCACGGAUGCAAAUGUGCAACCGCAUCAAAGCAACACGUACAAAAUGCGUGGAUAUAUACAUAUAUAUAACUACGCUAAACCAAUAUUUCAUAUCAUCUGCAGUUGCGUUACAUUCUACCUUUCGUGCCACGCUUGUCGCUUUUUCUCGUAUUUGGUAUGUCUAGCUUGGCGACGCCCGCAAAUUACACUUCUCCUUGCAAGAGGCAGCCCACGUGACCAGAGUAGAACUUCUGCGCUAUCGACAGAGAUGUUCCUCGACAUUUAGGACAUAUAUCAACCCAGGAACCCGGUUUGCUCACCGGCAAGGCAAGGAGAAAACCUUCAUUUGAGUGACGACCGGUGUCUCUUUAACAGUAUUAAUGUUUGCACGGAAGCUGUAGCCAUAAACAAUGUUGAUUUAGUGUAAGCACAGAGCCGAUCCGGUAGUAAGGUAGCCGACAUGCAGGUGCUGAUGCAAUCCAUGAUAAAAACGACCACUUUCAUCUGAUGCGUUUUCUCCAUCUUACCGUAAGACCGUUAUAAAAUCUACAGACGGGAUGCGAUAUGGAUCAUUAUCCACACUGCCUAGACAAAAUGUAGAUGUAAAAUUGUGAAUGGCCACAAAAAUAUCUUAGAUGAUGUACCCUUGCACUUACAUAAAGUUAUACAGUUCACUGGUAAGUGUCUGACUGAAAGAUCUAUGCAAAUUCUGAUUACAGAAUCCCAAGAUAGCACCGACACCCAGAUACUCCCCCGCCUGCUAAUUACACUUCGGUUCGUGAAUUACUGAUGAAUCUCAAAAGGUAAACCUAGAUUAAU
Molecule: messenger RNA, 8308 nt
Organism: Toxoplasma gondii ME49
Lineage: Eukaryota; Apicomplexa; Conoidasida; Eucoccidiorida; Sarcocystidae
Exons: 8
Coding region: 1220-4939 (1239 amino acids)
Source: RefSeq, a predicted model, not a curated record